GGAGGUGGGGAGAGAGAGAAAAGCCAAAAGCAAACACCCGCUUUUCCAGUUCCUCCAGAAGAGAGAGUGCCCACGCAAAUACAGAUAGAGAGAGAGGCGAAAGAAACAAUUCCCACAUCCCCAUUCCCCUGUUUCUAUAUUUUUCCUCUUUCUAUAAACCAUUGCCCAGCUAAAAAAGAGGAGGCAACAAGCCAACCCCUCUCCCUCCAAACCCUUCUCCGCCUUUCCUGUUCUGCCAGUCGGUUCUUCUCAUCCUUUGUGAGGAGGGGGAGAGAGAGAGGAAGAGAGAGAGAGUCUUGCUUGAAGCGUCAUAGCGAUUUCUCUUUCUUCGUCUACCCACCCUUUCAGCUUCUUUUGGUUUAUCUGAGACUUCAUCAGAUCCCUCAAUGUGGUCGCCGUGGGGAAAAUCCGGUCGACGGAGAUUACAGCCAAACACAUCCUUCUGUUUCUCCUCCUUCAAAGACGUCCAGGUCCUCUGCGAAGGCGAGGCCCCCCGCAAGGGCUCCCUCCUCCGCCGCAUCGACUCCUCCCCACUUCGAAUCUCUGCCUCUCUGCUCCGCUGCGACUCCCUCCCGGCCUCUGGUGUCCUAAAAUCUGAAGACGAUGCAAGCGAACACGGCGAAGCCAUCGGUUUGGAGAGAUGGGGUCUCCACCCGGACGCUCCAAAGGGGUCGGAGAAGAAGAUCGUCCUCUACUUCACGAGCCUGAGGGUCGUGAGGAAGACCUUCGAGGAUUGCCGGGCCGUCCGAUUCAUUCUGAAGGGCUUCCGAGUCCCGAUCGAUGAGCGAGACCUCUCGAUGGACGCCGGGUUCCUGAGGGAGCUGGAGACGAUACUGGGGAGGCGGCUCAGCCUUCCGAGGGUGUUCAUCGGCGGGAGGUACAUGGGAGGCGCGGAGGAGAUCCGGCAGCUGCACGAAUCCGGCGAGCUCAAGCGGUACCUCGAGGGCCUGCCGGAGGCCACCGACCUCUGCGAGUGCUGCGGGGGGCUGAGGUUCGUCCUCUGCUACGAGUGCGACGGCAGCCACAAGUGCUACAGCGAGAAGGGAGGGUUCAGAUCAUGCUCCAUCUGCAACGAGAACGGAUUGAUGAGGUGCCCCUCUUGUUGCUCCUAACUAAUCUGUGUGGAUCUUUCUUUUUGAGAUGAAACAGGAAAGGAAGAAUCACCACCGUUGUUUAUGAACAGAAGAAAUGAUUGUUACACCCCGUCACAGAUAGAUUUUAAUGAAAAUUUUGCUCUUUUCUUAGCUUUUCUUUUUCUUUUUCCCCUUUGGUGCAAGAAAUGGAAUCGGAGAACAGGGUGCCCAUUUCUCUUGUUAUUGGUUUGUUUAUUCCUUGCGUGGAAUUUUCAGCUUCAAGCUAGGAGAAAUACAAAAGAAAGACAAACUUCUCUUCA
Molecule: messenger RNA, 1393 nt
Organism: Nymphaea colorata (pocket water lily)
Lineage: Eukaryota; Viridiplantae; Streptophyta; Magnoliopsida; Nymphaeales; Nymphaeaceae
Exons: 1
Coding region: 387-1112 (241 amino acids)
Source: RefSeq, a predicted model, not a curated record